UAACAUUCAUGACAAAACGCGGGAAGAGGUAUGCUCACAUUUUAUUGAAGUAUUUCUUAUUGUCGUCAAAGGAAAAAAAAAGCACCUUAAGGAUGAUGGAUAGAAAUUAAUUGUUUCAUAUUGUCAUUGCAUUAUCUUCUCCAGUUGCUCAGGAUAAUCAUCAACAGAAAAUGGAUGUUUUAGAAAUAAAUGGUCUUCGUGUCCGCUCAGAGGUUGGUUUCAGUCCUCACGAAAGAGGGAAGCCACAAGAGUUGACUAUUACUAUGCAUCUUCGAACUUCAAUCAAGAAAGCUGGCGAAUCAGAUUGUGUAGAAGACACCAUGAACCUCAAAACUAUUACAAAAGACGUUCUAUUUCAUGUCGAGAACAAGAAGUACAAUCUGAUCGAAGCGGUUGCCACCGACGUUGCCCGUAUUUGCGUUGUGCGACAUGGUGUUCGGUCAGUUAAGAUAACUGUCUACAAACCAAACUCCCUGCGCUUCUCUGACGGUUCUUCUGUGACGAUUGAGCGAUGCUUGGAAGACUUUGAGUGGAAUGAAGUUCACAUAUCAAUCGGAUCGAACAUUGAACCUCAGAUGAAUUUGCCGUUGGCCUUAAGUAUGUUAAGAGAGCAAAUGGGCAUUGUGAAGUUGUCCGGCGCCUUCAGAACAACUCCCGUUGGUUUCACAGAUCAGGAGGAUUUUAUCAAUAUGGCAGCCAUUGUGAAGACCAAACUCGACCCAGCAGGGUGAGUAUUGCAAUUAAGAAAUGGUCGUCACCUAGAGAGUAAGGGGGGUGCUUAGGUUAAUUUUUGAUGGGUAUGUGUCGCAGGGCGGUAUGCGCUUGAAUAAUUUUACUUCAAGUAUAAAUAUCAAGUGAGUGUUUAGUCAUUGCCAGUAACGUUACCAAGGCCAUCCAUUACUUCAGUGGUAGAAAUUCUUUUUUCUAUAUCAUCAGUCCGGGAUCGUUAUCAAAUUUGAUAACCCAGACCGAAACAAAAUAGUUACCAAUCGCUGUUCAGAUUUACGUUCACGUGGCAUGUUACUUGGGCAACAAUAAUAUAAUGAACAUGGAGUCCGAAGGCCGAGCCACCUUGAGUUUACUAAACCGAUUGUUUUCGACUGGAACUUGUGACUGUAGCUCACAAAUUGCUGCACAAAUGGAGAGGUAAAAUUUCGGACCGUUAUUAGAUUUGAAAGUACGAUGGCUUCUUCUUCUUUUCUCUCAGUCUCAAUAGUUUUCAUUCGUGUUAUUUUGCUUUCUUGGCGGACGGUGUUGCCCUCAGGUUUUUCAGCGCUCGUUUUGGUACGUUCCAAUUAUGUAUUUGAGCGAAAGAAAAAAAAGUUCAUUUUCACCACUGCUACUCCACUAUUGAAUCUUUCAAAUAAAAAACGGCUCCAGCCCAUGGGCGAAACUCCAAUUGAUAAAAAAUGUAUGGAGAACAGUAGGAAAGAUUUAUUUGAUAACACCUUUUCAAUAUUGAAAAUCAUCUUAUUCAGUACAUAGGUGUCGUGACUAUUUUUUCUGUUUUUUUGGAGUUGCGUGACUGAUAACCUCGUUUUGAAAUUGUGAGCCUCGGUUCCAGUUACGUACCUCGUAAAAAUACGUAUCGGGGACGUUUUUUGAGAGAGCAGAGAUUUUGAGUUGUGUUUUCCUAGUGAUUAGAGUUUUAAUUUUGUGAGGAUUAAACCUUUAAUUCGAAAACGGAAAUUUGGUUCCCACAUAAGAAUAAUCGCACAAAACUACUUCAAUCAAAGCCAUCCAAGAUGAUACACUUUUUCCGAAUGAACAAAUAAAGUAAAAGUGGGGAAACAAUUAUGAAAAUGGUCAGAUCAUUUCUUGCUUUCCCAGCAAGAAACCAAAGUUUAGACCAAUUAUUUAAAUGAAUGAAGUGCAAUGCUAAAACCCAUUCAAUGCCAUGGUCAGAGCAGUUACGCAGUUUCAUGUAACAAUAACAAUGAUGGAAAUGAUGACCCAAAUAUGCAAAGGGAAGUGUACAGUGACUGAAAAUAAACUUCAUGAUCAUGAUAUUCCAUAAUAUUCAGUGUCAGUGUCCAUAUCCUGUUUGAGUUCAUUCACACAUUUAAUUGAAGACAAAAAGAAAAAUUUCUUCUUUUAUGGAGGACAUUUCCUUGAAAAUUACUGAGCUUAAUUUGAAGCACAGUCUUGACAUCUUCAUCAGAGAGAAGCUUAAUUUUUCUUCUCUACUCUCUGGAAAUUCUCUGAUUUAUUUGCAUUCUCGUUGCCUUCCCCUUUAACUCCAUCUUCUCCAGUUGUAGACAAAGGUGUCGUUUGAACUUCAGGUCUUGGCUCUUAUACUUGCAUCAAGUGUUUAAGUGACAAAUCUUGUCUGCUUUUCUUCACUUCAAAGGUUUUUUUCCUGAAGUAUGCCACUGAGGGAAAGGUGAAAUAUCUGUAAAGAGGCAUUGAAGAAUUACUAAAAAAAAUGUACAAAAUCUAAACAAUUACAUUUUUAUGAUAUCAUAUCAUUACACAUUAUAUUAUCCGCAACGUUUUCAUUUAACUUUUAGACGGAAGUACAUGUAUUUACAACAUGAUUGCUACAGCCAUAGGUUUAUGAAAUUCCCCGAAAAAUGUAAAAUUUCCCCGACCGAUUUACAAUUUCCCAAACUAGCUCUAGUGAUGAUCCCCAACCACCCCCACAACCAUCCUCUCCAGCAAAAUAUUCAUGCUUUCAGUAAGCCGCAUGCAAGGCCGGCAGAUGAAUUAACAGGUCCUUAACGCAACCUGGAAAAAUGAUUGAUUUUGUUGGAAACCUAACAACUGCAUCUCAUUAAUUUUCAUAAAACACCACUGAACAAUCCAGCACAUUUUUUGUCAGCAUUCUAAAAAACACAAUUCAAUCUGGAAUUGACUACCACUAAAACCAAUGUACAUCUUUAGUAACUUAAACUCAAUUUAGUUUAUUUACAAUUCAUUUUUAUAAAAACCUAAUAAAGUACUUUAAUUGGUAAAAAAAAUCACUUUUCCCUAACCUCUCUGAGAAACAUAAAUUUUUCCUGACUUAGAGUGAAAUUCCUUGACUUUUCCCUGAUCUUGGUGAACCUUAUUUUCCUGACCAGUUCCUAACGUUUGGAUACAUGUAUAAGGCAAAAAAAAAAAUCUGUACUCGAGCCAAGUGGCCCACCCAGCCGGAGCAUAUCCCGUUUUCCGCAGCAUGAAGCGAUUAGGAGCAAAACCAAGGUCAAACCUCAAACGGGGCAUAACAUAACGGGGCAUAACAUUCGAUGACAGCAGGCUAUCCUUUGACAAAGAACUAGUUUGGUUUAGUUUAAUAAGGUUCUCUUCGGCAAUAACAGGACAUGGAAAUGAACCACCAUUGUUUUAAGAGGGUUUCCUUACAAACUAAGAAUAGUGUAGUGAUAAGAAAUCGUAAAUUAGACAGCAAUGUUCGGAUAAUAAGCACAAAGAUCGAAAACAAUCGUCUAAAAAACACAAAAUGGCGGUUGGUGACUGAAUUACACGUAAAUCAAGACCACCCCAUGCACUUUUUCCUUGCAGUUUGCGCCGCGAUAAUUAACAGUUGUAUCGAAAGAAAAAAGAUUGAAGAUCAGCUCCAUAAUUCUUUUGACUCCGGAAAAAAUGAUUAACGUAAACUUUAAGGUAAAGUUGAAAAACAUACCUCAAUCAAACGUGUCAUUUCAACUGUCCUGCCAUAAGUUUCGACUCUAUAACUCCUUGAUGAGCACCAUCUUGAGUACACACGAAGAUCAGUUUCUAUUCACUAAUUUCCAAUAGAAUUAUUGGUACAUACGGCGAGCAAUAAUAAUAAACAGAGAACAUUUCGAAUCGGGUAAGAAAAUCUUUGAUUUCCAUAAUGGUCGCCACGUUGUGACGUCUCGUGGUUAUCAAAUCUGAUAACCAUCACGGACUGAUCAUUCCCGCCCUUUUCAUAGAGCAGUUUCCAUAAGGCUUUCAACUUUGCAGGUAUCACGUUUUCAGAUUAAAAAAAAGGAGCCUGACUGUUCAAGGUGAUACAAUGCAAAAAUGUACACCGUUAGUUUGAAAAACUGCUCAGUAAUCAGGUCACACCUGCUGGUGUCUCGGUUUACAAUCAGCUGAUGCUUCAUAGUGUGGCACAUAUAAGACAUCAAGGUAUCACGAACUUGGAUUAUGGAGGUUUCGCUCCACUGCCAGUUCGCCCCCUACCUGUUCGCCUCCAUGACGACGAGUUCGCCCCAUAAAAACAAAGAUGUGCGCCUCCCACCUUUAGUAGUUAUUACCUGUUUAUUUGACUCAUUUCCUAACCACUAGCUAUGUUACUUUGCUAACGAGAUAAUCACACCAUCCCCAAGAAUAGCCGGAUAUUUGCGCAUGUCAGUGAGCAACUGUCUCCGGCAUAAAUUGACAUGCAAAUUUCUAACUUUAACUAUUCAACGCUUGAAUGUACUGAAUCGCUUCGAAACUCUGACCUUAAUGAUGAAAUAGCAAGAGUGACAAGUCAUACCUAUGACUUGGUUGACAUUGGAGCUUUUCGUGGUUGUCCAUAGUUUUUCAACUGAGAGGGUGGCGCGAGUUUUCUGGGCCAAUCACAGAACGAAGUAAAGACAAACCAAUGCAAUUUCGGAUUACUUUCGACACUCAAUUGAAAAUUUUUGUAAACAUUACAGUCCUUGGUGGUGUUUCACUCUCAUUUGAAUACUCCUCUUGAACUGAAAUCAAUUCUUUUUCAUUCUGUUAAGGUUAAAACAGGUGCUGUUACGGGUUGAAAAUAAACUUGGACGGGUUCGAAUUUCUGAUAAUAAGAAUGCACCAAGGACUAUCGACCUGGACAUUUCGUUCUGGGGAAACAUGGAAUGUGAAUACAAACUCAACGAUGGUUGUGCUGUAAAAACGUGGUUCAUUCCUGAGCCAGACGCUUGCAAGCAUUCUCACGUGAUUAUACCACUUGCUGACGUCACACCGGAUUUCGUUCACCCAACUGCGAGAAAACCUUUAAAAUCGAUUGCGAUGGAAGUGAGUGGUAACCAGGACUUCCGUUCCGUCUUUCCUGUCACUCAGAUUUUCUCGAGUAAUGGAGCUCACACAAGUGGUAUGGAAGAUGGCUUGAUUCUGGCAGAUAAAGUGAAGUACAUGCAGGACGGAAUCUGCAAGAAGCCAUCCAAUGACGAGCUACAUUUGAAUGAGUUUGUUCAUUGUGCUAAGAGUCCCGUUGCUUUAGUGACAGGCGCGGCGAGGCGGCUUGGUGCAUGUAUUGCGACACAACUUCACGAAAUUGGAUAUAAUGUCUUGGUGCAUUACAACACGUCUGUCACAGAUGCUACUAAGCUGGUUCAACAACUAAAUAGGUAACUAUUACUCGUAUUUUCAUUUACUUAGAGAUACUAAAGAAGGCGCAAUCGCAAACUAUCACAAAAUAUCGAAUUGAAGACCCGCUUAUGUUUUGGGAGUAUUCCACAGCAGUCAAAGGUCUAUUCUAUCGAGCAAUAGGUAUUUUCGAAUCACGAUAACAGUUUAUAUAAAACUUUUUUCGAAUUUUAAGGUAUAUUGGUAACUCGUCAGAAAAUUAAAAUAGGCUAUAUUGAUAUUCCAAUAAAUGAACCAUAGGCGAAGAAAACCAUAGGUUACGAUCAGAGUCCUGAAAAUGCCAAAAAAAAUUUACUGGGUAAUUCAGUUGUCAUUAUCAAUUAAGUUAAUAACGUAAAUUGGCCACCGUUAAGAGUUUCAAAUAUGACGUUUUGAGCGUUAACCCUUUGCUAGCUCUGACGUAGCACUCUGGUGGCCGAGGGUUGCCACUCAAAAUUUUACAGUUAACAAAUAGAUUCCAAGUUGCCGUGCGUCUAUUCAGUAAUAGAUCACAGACGACGUCAAAAUGUGGUAAGAACAAAAAAGUGGCACACGAGGCGCAGCCGAGUGUGUCACUGAUGUUGUCACUGAUCUCCACUACUUGACGGAAGGACGUGUCACAUCAGCAAAGCAUAAACUUUCGAUACUAAGUCGGCUCUAAUUCCGCCCGUCGAUUUUGAAUUAGAUUUUAAAAUCUCCCUGAAAUCUUUUGCUUCGAGUUUCUGGAUGUCAUCUACUGACGAAAUUUCCAUAUUGUUGUAUUAAAGAACCAUUUUAAAGGGAGAAAUCGCAUUGAAAACUGCAUUAGAACGUGAAAUGUCAGCAGAUCAGCUGUUUGAAAAAACCGCCGGGUCAACCCCAGCCUCGUUAUCGUGUGUGCGCGGUUACUAAUCCAACAUGGCGCCGGGAACUGUAAAAAGUCUAUUUGUGUCAUUUGAAUUUGACGAGUUGUCACUUGAAAAUAUUGUUGAAUCUUGUCAAACGUACUUUGCAAGACAAAUUGAAAAGGUAUGGUAUGCGAUAUUUUCGUUGGUGAGCGCGGCCUAUCUUGCAAAAAGAUAAGCCAAAUACCGGACCUGAAAGUCUUCUACGUGAGGUUUAUAAUGCCUGAAGGUGAAGAGGACGAUGAUCGCCAAUCUAACCAGGUAUGUUGCUUUAUUAAUCCGUCUUCCAUUAUUGAAAUGAUAAAGUUUUACGAAUAUUUUAAGAUGAUUACUGAAUGUAUUCCUGCACGCAGAUCACGAUAAUGUUUGGAUUUCACGAAGGUGUGAAAACAUGACGGUGCCCACGGUCUCUUUAGUAGCGUCUUGUCGUUUACGUAAACAGCUAGAAAAUCAAAUCAAUGAUAUUGACAGAGUUCGCUUGGCUUUUAUAAUCCAUGGAUUUUUGGGUUGAAAAAGAUAUCACAGAAAUUGUGUUAAUAUAAAAUUGGCAAACUAUUAACAUUAUUUUCUUUUUUCCUUUACGAUAUGAUAGCCACCAAAGAAAACAAGGAAAGUGGUCAUGUCUCUUCCAAGCCCCAAGAAGCCUGAAUCCAAACCAAACCAAUCAAGUAAAUUUUACCCUAAAAGUUGAUCCCUCAAGGAUAUGCUCUCUCUGGGAAAAUUGUGUCUUGAAAGGAAAUCCACAAUCAUAUCCAUUUAUGAAUUUGAUUUCAACAAUAUGCUGUGGUCAAAUUUCCCUAUAAAAGCUGAGUUUAUGAUUGAAGACUUACCAUUUGGUACUGGUGGAUUCAGAAAAGCAUUUAAGGCAACAAGCAUUACAGAUGGUUUCAAAAAAAGAACAUGGGUAGUAAAGAAGUAUUUAGAGGAAGCUUUAUAUCAAUGAACUCCUCAAUUGUAACAUACUUCCCAUCAUCCAUUUUACCCCUGAAUUGGGAAGUAUGUUACAAUUGAGGAGUUCAUUGAUGAUGACUUUGUGAAAUAUAUUAACAACAAUGGUAAACUAUGUGAAAAUGGAGAUAUCUGUGACAAGGCACAGGCCUUUGCACAGUUCACUUAUAAGUAGUCACAGGGCAAGCUAAUAGUUUUGAACAUUCGGGGUGCUGGGUAUACUCUGUAUGAUCCAGAAAUUGCCUCUCUAGAUUUAUUAGGUGAUGAAGGCAAUUACCAGUUUUGUACAGUCAAUUUGUUGCACAUUGCCAUGGAAAACUUUUUUGAUGAUCAUGUGUGCAACAAGUAUUGUAAUCUAUUGAAGUUGACAUUAAGACCAACAACAUAGGCCAUUUAUGUAACAAGCUUUACUUUUUACUAAAAAUCACAUAAUAACAUGUUGAAGCAGAAACCGAACUAUAUAUUCAAUUUAUGACGAAUAGUUUUUUUCUCAAGUUCAUGUUCCUGUUAGAGACUAUGACUGCACAUUUACAAAUCUCAUAAUUACAAGCUAUGGAGUGAAGGCUGAUUCACACUUAAUUGAUCAACAGAAAAUCAUGUAAGCUAUAAAUAUAAUUGACAGAAAAAAUUGAGUUACAGUUGCUUUUACACUUGAAUGCUUAAUUGAUCAACAGCAAAACAUAAUAUAACAAUAUACUUUAAUACAGAUGAACAAUGUUUAAUAAAAAUACACUAUACUAGAGUGUUCAUGAUGAAGAAUAAAAAUAUCAAAUCUACAUUUACAAAUUUCAUCAUUACAAGCUAUGGAGCAAAGGCUGAUUCACACUUAAUUGAUCAACAGAAAAUCAUGUAAGGUAUAAAUAUAAUUGACAGGAAAAAAAAUUUUGAGUUACCGUUGCUCUUACACUUGAAUGCCUAAUUGAUCAACAGCAAAACAUAAUAUAACAACAUACUUUAAUACAGAUGAACAAAAAUACACUAUACUAGAGUUUUUAUGAUGAAGAAUAAAAUUUUCAAAUUGAAAGGGUGCACUUGUCCUUCAAGUACAAAUAUGCAGUUGUCCAUUCAUCUGAUUUAAUGGUGUCAGAUGCUCGCAUUCUCCUCUGAAUUCUUCAGUCAGGAAGUCCUCUGGAACUCUCAGAACACCAGAUUCUUUUGCUACUUUCUCAAGUUGUUCCUCUGUGACCACAAAAUCUGUAGUUGAGGGAAUAAAUAGAUUGAGUGCCAACACUAACCAUACAAUAACUAAGUAAAAUGUUUAAUUAGUGCUAUUUGUAUUUUUCUGUUAGUACUUGUUACCUGGUUUAAGUGUUAGCCCUCAACUGUGGUCACACUAUGAAGAUAUGUUCAUGCACUGCUGUAAAUUCUAGAAUGUGUGAGUCGAAUAGCCAGGCCUACAAGGUGGAGAACAUUAUGUUACUUCUGAUAAUAUAUGGGAUCUCACUGUCUGGGAUGAGUAUGAAUUUGCUUCAAUGUCUUUUGAAGUUACUUGUAAUAGAUUUCAGGGCCAAGGAGAUUAUCUUAAUAUUAUCAAAAAAGGGGAAGAAUGCAACUUUAUGGUUAUUUCUCACUAAAGUGUGUUUCAUGGGUUUCACUGCACAGUGGCCUUAACCCUUUAACUCCCAGAUCAAAUUUGUCUUUCUCCUUAUUGUCAACCAUACAAUUCUUAUAAUGUUAGGUCAGAGAAUUUAGUAUUGGAUCGACUAAUUAUCCCCAAAUUGACAUUUUUCUUUAUUCUCUUGAAGACAUGACAACAAUUUUAUGGUUUUUCUUCAACAAAUAACUAAUUUGAAGACAUUUGACAUGAUUAAUGUCUGAUAGAUUUAGACCAACGGGAACGUCUUGUUUAUCUAGGUGCAUUACUUGCCCCUCUUUUUCUGUCCAUUUCCCCUCCACUUCCUUUUAAGGGCCACCCAGUACCACAGUCUUCAAGGUCAUAUUGCUCUGGAAAGUUAUAGAUGUUGUCUGGUAUUCCGUCCGGAAGUACUGUAUCUUUCUGUGCUCGUAUUCUGUGUGUGUUCCACACCGUUUCUCUAAAGACAUCCAACUCUUUCUGUACAAGUGGGACCAUGAUAAAAGCCAAAAGCAUUCUGUAUAAAAUGAUAAGUAUAUUUAUACAUGUAUACACAAAAUAUUUAAUAGACUAUGGCUAAUUAUUUCAAAGAGCACUGCAUACAUGUAUUAUUCUAUUCUAUAUUAUACAUAUUAGUUAUGAAUCUGUCAUUGUUUUCAGAGCUAUGAAAGUCGAGUCCAUAAAAAAUGCCUUUGUUUUGCAGUCACGUUCCAUUUUACUUUCAGUUUUGAUUUAUUUUUGCUUUUAUUUUUAAUUCAAUCUAAAAAAACUGUAAAAUUUUGAGUGGCAACCCUCGGCCACCGUACUACGGUCCCUCCUGGUCACGCUAGUACUCUUGUUAAAUUAGCUCAGACGUUAACCCUUAACAUGCACCCCUACAUCAAUAUGCAUUUCUAAAAAUUGCUCGUCAAACAUUCCUGUUUAACAAGUAAGAGCUUCUUUAGUUGGUGAUCAUGUCCUUUAUUCUCAUGACCUCAAUGUUUGAUUCAGAGGUAACAUUGCAAGGAGAAAUGAGAUGUUAGUCACAUUUUGGUGCUGAAGGGUUAACCGCAUAAAUAACCGUAAAUGGUCUAUUGAACAGUCACGUAGCAACACGGCGGCCCAAUAGUAUGUGUUUUAAGGGGAUUUAUUGACGCAUAUAAAAGUCACUUCUAGUCAUUUUAGUCAUUAUUUUGCCAUACAAAAGCUGCAGAUUCGUAAGUGUGGACAGCACACGAGAAAAGGAAGUAAUAUGAAAACAAACGAGUAUCUGAAUUCCUUUUCAGUGUUCGACGGGAUUCCGCUCGUAAAAUUCAAGCUAACUUGGCGAAUGAUUCACAGAAAACGUCACAGACGGUUAUCGAGGAGUCCUUAAAGGCCUGGGGACGACUGGACAUAUUAGUGAACAACGCAUCUCAAUUCUACCCAACAGAAGCUGGGAAAGUAAUUCAACAGGCCUGGAGAGAGCUCCUGGAGACAAACUUGACUUCACCAUUCUUCCUAUCGCAGGUAAAGGGUAUAGUACUUAGGUAAAGGGUUAGAUUAUAAUAGAUGUAUAGGUAAUAACAUGAUUUCUAGUGCAAUUUGGUGUAAAUAAGCACGGGUAAAUUUUUAAGACAACAAAAUUGCACGAGCUCGUAGGUUCAAACCAUUAAUCAUUAGAAUGAUUAUAGAAAUUAUAACAAUAAUAACAAUAAUAAUGAUGAUUUUAAAGAAAGCGACAAAACUUUUGAGUCUGUAAAACAUGUUUCGACAGAAACUUCUUUCAUCUUCAGUAAAUCACUGUACUAAGCGUUGGAAGUUGAAUUAUAUAGUAGGUAGAACAAUGCUAAUUAAUAGUAACAACAAGAAAAGAGGUAAAGCAUGAAAGUGUGAGAAUUAAAAGGAUAGUUUUAGAUUUACAUGGUUUAAUUGUUGAUUCAAGGGUGGUUGUUCUCUUUGAAUAUAAAUAGCCUCUCUUUUAUCUUAAGUUGAAAGCCGGUAGAGGCGUGAUCUAAAACAUGGAAGUUAUCUGCUGAGCACAGAGCGCGACAAUGUGGAGAAUCUUUCAGAUGCUUGAAAAUAAUAAUAAUUGAAAAUAAUGAUGAUAGUGUAAUAACAAUGACAACAAAUGGCAUAUUCAAAAAUUAGUAAUGAUUAGAUAAUAGUACUUAAGAUGUCAGUAUUAAUGAUAAUGAUAAUAAUAAUAGCAAUAAUGGUAAUACUUCCACCAAUAGCAAAUAGCUCAUUUGUGGUCGCGACAUUAAAGUCAAAUUUGCUGUCAUAAUUUUUGCAAAUAACAGUUAUGCAAAUUAUAGAUGAUGAACUUAAAAACAUUCAAAUAACCCCGUGGGCUCAAAAUCGAGAAACAAUGUCAUAAAUUACUCAAUGAUGCAUUAAGGAAACAGAAAAAUAUAUACUUUUUUGUUUAUGGAUAUUUCAGGCUGCCUUUCCCAACUUAAAGGCCACAGGCGGAUGCAUAAUUAACCUUUUGGAUAUCCACGCUGAUCGGCCACUUGAAAAGCAUUCAGUUUACUGCAUUUCAAAGGCUGGUCUGAGCAUGUGCACCAUGGCCCUUGCCAAGGAUUUCGCACCUUUUGUACGAGUCAAUGGUAUCAGCCCUGGAGCUAUCUUAUGGCCCGAGCACAUAAGCGAAAAAUCGUCGGGAUCUAAAAUGACGGAGAUUCUGGAGAAGAUUCCACUAAAUCGUAAAGGCGAAUCUAGCGACAUUGCUGAGGCAGUGAAAUUCCUUGCCUCCUCAGCAGAGUACAUAACUGGACAGAUCAUCCGAGUGGACGGCGGUAGAUCAUUGAAUCAGUAAAGCUGUGAUUGCUAUUUUGUUUCAAUGAUAUGCUACCCGUGUUAUAUUGCAAAUUAAAUAAUAGGCCGAAUUAUAAGACAAAGUCACCAUUAACAGCAUUUCCCUUUUUCAUCUAAUUAACAAAAAAGUGGCACACGAGGCGCAGCCGAGUGUUUCACUGAUGUUCUUACCACAUUUUGACGUCCUCUGUGAUCUAUUACUGAACAGACGGACGGCAACUUGGAAUCUAUUUGUUUUAUGUAAUAAAAAUUGAAAAAAGUUUUAAUGAUGACGUCACCUAUAUGUCUGUCUUCCAAUAGAUCUUAAGUGAGAACCAAUCAGAAUGCGCGCAUAACUGAGCUUAUUAUAUAAUAAAAAAUAGAUUCCAUGUUCCAAUAGCCUGUACAGGUAUAGAUCGCUUCAGGCGUCAAAAUACGGUGAGAACGUCAGUGACUCAGUUGGCUGCGCCUCCAGUGUCUUGAAGUCAUCUGUGAUGCUUUACAGAUCAGACGAACGGCGACACACGACCUAAUUGCUAAUCGUGCACGUUCUUGCUAACUUUCUAUUAAUAGACAAGAAAAAACAGGACAAUUUUGGGUUAAAAAAAUCGUAUAAGUACUCAAAAAAUUGAUUGCUUUAAUUGAGUCAUAUAACUGUAAGAUGUUCAAAAUGGUUUUACCCCUAAGGGUGUUAGAGGUAAUAAGUUAAAUGAUUUCAUCUUGAAAUGUGUUUCCAGACUUUUUCAACUGCAAAACGGAUGCUUAGCGUUCAUCAGUUUGUUUAAAUAGUGUUAAGAUAAUGAGUAUAAUCAACUUCUGCAAAGAUAUACUUUAAUUGGAGAACUUGAUGCGCAAACGCAAUUUCAUGAAAUGGGGCUGUUCAACGAUGGAUGUUAAUAUUCAUAAUGUAUUUAGUGGGACACUUCAGCAGCAAACUCGUACGGCUGUUAUAAACACAAUCUUUAUUUAUCCCUGCAUAGAAUAUGUUUGUAUCGUUUCCACGUUCUGCACAAUAAAUCAUUUAGUCUCAUCAAGUCUGUUCUGGUGACUGACUGCUGCUUUGAAUUUUCUGGACUAGUUCCAUGUUAGGGAGCACUUAUCACUAGGGGGGUGGGGGUGGAGUAUUUUUGGGGGCGUUACAUUGUUUCCAGGGGAAUAGCGGGGGUAUCGGUUGUCACCAAUAGAAUAGAAAGGAAGGACUAAAGAAAAUUCACUGCCUGUUAACUGUCAAGGGACGGCAACGCCAAGGAAAACUUCUAUUUUAAAAUAAAU
Molecule: messenger RNA, 12720 nt
Organism: Pocillopora meandrina
Lineage: Eukaryota; Metazoa; Cnidaria; Anthozoa; Scleractinia; Pocilloporidae
Source: the annotation of a GenBank genome assembly